Dipodomys spectabilis (banner-tailed kangaroo rat) is the source of this 1516-nucleotide messenger RNA. RefSeq names its product DnaJ heat shock protein family (Hsp40) member C9 (gene Dnajc9). The transcript has 5 exons. The record is from RefSeq and is a predicted model, not a curated record. Gene Ontology annotation, molecular function: heat shock protein binding. Gene Ontology annotation, cellular component: nucleus; cytoplasm. NCBI's taxonomy places the organism in Eukaryota, Metazoa, Chordata, Mammalia, Rodentia, Heteromyidae. Bases 341 to 1123 code for a protein of 260 amino acids.
AAGCUUGAGCUGGAAUUUCGCGGGAAAGACCGAGCACGCCAUACUUACCUACUGAGUUAAAAACGCGCGGGAUCAGCUAUGUGCAAUCCAGCAGAAGAACGUUCUCGCCCUAUAGAUCCGGUCCCAGGCUAGCAUUCUCCAGGCCUGGUUUCCCAGCGGGCCCAGGGCACGCCAGUUUUGCGGCAGUCGCAAAGCACUGCUAUGUGGGCGUGGCUCCUCCCCUUCCGCGCCUCUUGUGACGCAGGCGCCUUAGGCUUUUUGAGCGGGAAAACGGGAGUGGUGUGGAACGGGUUAGUGCAGCUGCAAUUUGCGGGCUUUGCGGACGCAGCCCCUCCCCAGUAUGGGGCUGCUAGAGCUGUGCGAACAAGUGUUCGGAACCGCCGACCUUUACCGGGUGCUGGGCGUGCGGCGUGAGGCUUCGGACGGCGAGAUCCGACGUGGCUACCACAAGGUCUCCCUGCAGGUGCAUCCCGACCGGGUGGAAGAGAGCCGCAAGGAGGACGCCACCCGCCGUUUCCAGAUCUUGGGGAGAGUCUACGCCGUUCUCAGCGACAAGGAGCAGAGAGCCGUGUACGAUGAGCAGGGAGCAGUGGACGAGGACUCUGCCGGGCUCAAUCAGGACCGCGACUGGGAGGCGUAUUGGAGGUUGCUCUUUAAAAAGAUAUCUCUAGAGGACAUUCAGGCGUUCGAGAAGACUUACAAAGGUUCCGAAGAAGAGCUGGCUGAUAUUAAACAGGCCUAUCUGGACUUCAAGGGUGACAUGGACCAGAUCAUGGAGUCUGUGCUUUGCGUGCAGUACACAGAAGAAUCCAGGAUAAGAAACAUCAUUCAACAAGCUAUCGAUGCCAGAGAGGUCCCCUCCUAUAAAGCCUUUGUCAAAGAAUCAAAACAAAAGAUGAAUGCCAGGAAGAGGAGGGCUGAAGAAGAGGCUAAAGAAGCAGAAAAGAGCAGAAGAGAAUUGGGGCUUGAAGAAGGAGUAGAUAAUUUGAAAGCACUCAUUCAGAGCAGACAAAAGGAUCGGCAAAAGGAAAUGGACAGUUUUCUGGCUCAGAUGGAAGCAAAAUACUGCAAACCUUCCAAAGGAGGAAGGAAAAAAACGACUGUCAAGAAAGAAAAGAAGUAAUGGAAUUUUUUCUCUUUAAAGAUCCUUAGGUAUUCAUUGGUAUGAUAGGCAAGGUCCGGUCAAGAUUUAAAGGCAAACCUUUGAAAUUGUCUUUCCUGCCAAGAUUCAAAACUAAACCAAGCAGAACCUGAUUUUAGUAUUUCUUAGGAUUAGUUUGACCCACUAUGAGGUCCUCAUGAAGGAGUAUAUUGAUAGAUGGGAGGAAAUAUCCUUCCUCACAGCACUUGCUUCCUGGGCCUUCUGCCCAGGGAACUCUGUAUUGCUUUCAGUGAUGUGCACUUCCAUUAGAACAGGUGCUCUACUCUACCCUUUUACUACAGGGGAAACAGGUGUUCAGAUUGCCUUUAACAUUUUUGUAAGACAUAUAUAACUAAUAAACAAGUAAAAUAUUGA